Molecule: messenger RNA, 1013 nt
Organism: Sorex araneus (European shrew)
Lineage: Eukaryota; Metazoa; Chordata; Mammalia; Eulipotyphla; Soricidae
Gene: PLP2
Product: proteolipid protein 2
Exons: 5
Coding region: 201-659 (152 amino acids)
Cellular component (GO): membrane
Source: RefSeq, a predicted model, not a curated record
GGCUUCCGGGGCGGCAGCCACCUGGCCCGGCCCCCUCCGGCCCCGCCCGCUGCUGCUCGGCGCGGUGAUUCACUCCCUCCUUCGCCCGGGGGGCCCCCUUCCCGGCCAGACGGCGGGCGGCACGGCUGGCUGUGCAGCGUCCUCGAACCCACUAGCAGGCCCGCAGCUCCUCCGCACCCCUGGGGACUCCCGCGCACGCCAUGGCGGAUUCUGAGCGCUUCUCAGCCCCCGGCUGCUGGGCUGCCUGCACCAGCUUUUGGCGCACCCGAAAGGGAAUCCUCCUCUUUGCUGAGAUUAUUUUGUGCCUGGUGAUUCUGAUUUGCUUCAGUGCCUCCACACCGGGAUACUCCUCCCUGUCCGUGGUUGAGAUGAUCCUUGCUGCUAUCUUCUUUGUCAUCUACAUGUGUGAUCUGCACACCAAGAUACAGUUCAUCAACUGGCCUUGGAGUGAUUUCUUCCGAACCCUCAUAGCGGCCAUCCUCUACCUGAUCACCUCUAUAGUUGUCCUUGUUGAGAAAGGAAACAAUUCCAAAAUCGUUGCAGGGGUAUUGGGUCUGUUGGCUACUUUCCUCUUUGGCUAUGAUGCUUAUGUCACCUUCCCCUUGUGGCAGCAAAGGCACACUGCAGCCCCUACUGACCCUGCCGAUGGACCGGUGUAGGUGAACUCUCUUCCUUUUUCUCUGGACCCUGCAAAUGACACCUGUUGAAAUAACUUCUCCCUGUCCCUACAAAACUCCCAACCCCCAUGAGGUUACAGUGCCUUUUCUGGAGCAUUUGUCUUCCAGCUUGCCAAUCACCCUGCUGGGUGUGGCCACCUUCCUGGGUGUAUCUAGGUGCCCUUUCUGCAGUGUUCAGCUGGCCACACCAGUUCUGACUGGGUGAUGCUGCCCACCCCCCACUUAAGUCUCUAAAUAAGGAGGACCAAAGAUUUCAGGCCCCCUGUUAUGUCUCACUUCUCAAUGUGAGGGAUCUUCUAUGGAAGGAUAGAUCAGUAAUAAACAGAUUGUUUGAAC